AUGAAUAAUCGUGCGUCUUCGAAAGCGGAAAAAGAUGAGAGUCUAGAAUCUGAGAGCGCCGAACACGUCGUUGUGGCACGUCAUGUCCAAUCCAUCGCAACCGCAAAAUUCCAAGGACGCUCGUUGUUGACGACGGUGGAACUACCAGUGGGUUUGCAAGAGAUUCAAAAAAAGGCCUUUAAUCACUGCCUAUCUUUGGUGGAUAUUUCUAUACCAUCAUCUGUGCAAGUUAUUGGCAAGAAAGCUUUCUCUGACUGUUAUGCUCUUGAGGAAAUGAACAUUCCUGAAGGCAUCGCGGUAAUAUCCAGUGGAACCUUUGCGAGUUGUGGAAUGUUGCGCACUGUUCAACUUCCGACGACUGUGGUCAGGAUUAGUUCCGACGCAUUUUCAUACUGUGCCAAGCUUACUAUACAGCUACCACCAAAGCUGACGAGGAUUGGCAAUCGAGCCUUUUUGGGGUGCUCACGGAUUCAGACUUUAUUGAUUCCCUCGACUGUCGUUUCCUUGGGCGAUUCGACCUUUGCAUCAUGUACUGGCUUGAAGAGCAUUGAAGUCUGUACAACGAGAAAAAGUGCGCUGACGGAAAUUGGGGGAUACGUAUUCAGCAAAUGCCAAUCGCUGAUAAACGUUGCCAUUCCAAAUAAGAAAGGAAUGGAGAUAUAUGCGUUUGUAUUCCAUAACACGCGAUUUAAUGAUGAGAGGGAUGUAAUCAAGAAACUACAAAAUCGAUUCAAGCGUUUCCCAGUCCAUAGGCUGUGCUACAAUCAAGGUCAUGGCCUCACAUCUAACGACUUUGACAACCGUGCCAUGUAUCAAGGCAAAAGAAUUAAUCCAUCGGUAGCCAUGAGAGAUGAUCUUGGACUGACUGUAUUCCACAUCCUGGCGCUGUCGGAGAAGGCCAGUAGCAUUGCCAUUUAUGAUUUUCUCAAGCGAAGUGUACGAGUCGACACUAUUGGACGAUGCCUCUGGCUCAAGGAUAAUGAUGGAAACCUCGCGCUUGCCUAUUCCAUCUUUUCGACAGAGUCACCACACAGCCAGUCACUCGCAAGAUCCAUGACAAGUUCAAUGAUUGCACCUCGACUGUCACGCUCGACUUUGGAACAAUCAAAGAAUGAACUCCUGCAAAGGAUCAGAGACGAGACGAUGUCCUUUGACUAUGAAGUCGUCAACGAGAUCUUUCAUCAACUAAGCAUGAUUGAACGCAAAGAAUCGAUCAUACUUCUUCUGUUGGCGCUAUGGAAGCAGAAAAUGCAUAUGGACGGCUUACGUUUUAGCAACAGGUCUUCUGUGGAACGACCAUCCAAGCGACAAAAGGUCAGUGUUAUUCAGGAAGAAGACAACAAGGUGACUGGUAGUCAAGAACAAUCGAAGCAGGAAGAACGACAAUCGUCGUUAGAUCGAUGGAAUUGCUACCUCCGAGCAGGCGCGGACGAUAUGAUUUCCAGUGUACUAUCAUUCGUCGGACAAGUCGAACCAGAACUUCAAUUACAGUCUGAAGAAGCAUGA
Molecule: messenger RNA, 1506 nt
Organism: Cylindrotheca closterium
Lineage: Eukaryota; Bacillariophyta; Bacillariophyceae; Bacillariales; Bacillariaceae
Source: the annotation of a GenBank genome assembly